Messenger RNA from Nomia melanderi (Alkali bee), 5971 nucleotides. NCBI's taxonomy places the organism in Eukaryota, Metazoa, Arthropoda, Insecta, Hymenoptera, Halictidae. The record is from RefSeq and is a predicted model, not a curated record.
CAAAUUACUUAUCGAUAUAUACGCUACGUAUGCAUUGCAUGUACAUAUAGAUACGUGCAAUUACAUAUAGUGAUAUGAAAGCAUAAUACAUAAACUAUCCAUAUCGCAUACUAUUUUACGCAUUGUAUUUGUACAUUUGUUGUUUAUUGAUGAAUGCAGCAAUUCGCUGUUUACAGAAACAGGAAUCAGUUGCCUAAGAUAGUGCGAGGUGAACGGUACGUUGUGAAGGAAGAGUUCUAUAUCAGUUUUUAGAUAACGUUCCAACUACGAAGGAAAACGAUUCUGUUCAUUAGUCACUCUCGUGGUUAUAUCGAAUUAUACACAGACUUUUUAUUAUUUUAAUCAAAAACAACAUUGCUGAAAACACCAUUUAUAAAUAAGAAGUGACAUUUUACACUGACAAAUGGAUGCUACAUAAUAAUUAUAAAUUUUUAUUCAUGACAAGCAUGUUUAGUGGUUGAGACUAAUUUUUAUAAAAAUUAUAAUUCGAAAUCUUUGCCGUGUAUUGUCUAACGUUUGUGUAGUUCGUGAUAUUGUAAUUUUGUAAUCACAUAUAUUAAAAGGUAGUUAUUGACAAAUUAGACGUUGACAGGAUGUCUAAUAGCAGAAGCGAAGUUGAUCCUUUCAGCGAGACACCUUUAGAACUUCAGCAGUUUGAAGAAACUACGGAAGUUAUCACAGAACAAACCUCAAUGGUAGAAACAGAUGAUAUAGCAAAUAAUUUAACAUAUGCAGAACCCUUAACGCCAAUGCAAGUACGCUGGUUUUAUAGAGACGGUGUUGACAAAAGAUGGAUAGAAUUUUGUGGAUAUGACAGUUUGAGAAUUGAAAAUGCUUGGCAAACUUAUCAAAAUUUACUUAGUAAAAAUAAUGACCCUUUGAAUAAUUUGCCUCCUAUAGAAAAAAUUGUAGUAAAAGGAGGAAUGUACGAUGUUGAAAUUGAUAAAAUGAAAUGUAUUUCUAUAUAUUGUCCAGGAGAAGAAUGGGAAAUAAUGAGAGGCACUUGGUAUUAUGAUGGUAGUUGGAUACCCUUAGAAUUGGAACAAUCUAAAGUCAUAGAAGAAGUUCAUCUUAAUCUUUUUCAAAAACAACUUCCAAGUCAAUCUACUUCAGUGUCUGACGUGCCUCAUCCUUACAAAAUAUUGCAUACAGAACACUUUCCUGAAUUUCAUGUUGAUUGGCAUAGCAUAAAUGAUGUGGUAUUACACAGUGAAUAUAGACACAGUAAACUAAUGCGCAGUGUUACAUCAAAAUUGGGAUUUGCAAAAACUACAGGCUAUCAGUUAAGAAGAGGCUAUAAAUUUGCUGCAGUAAUGGAAGAUAAGCCUCAUGAUAUUGAUCAUAUAGUAUUUGUAGUUCAUGGAAUUGGUCAAAAAAGAGAUACAGGAAAAAUUAUUCGUAAUACAACAUCAUUUAGAGAUUGUGUGGAUUGGUUAAAACAAAAAUAUUUUCCCAAUUCCAAUUAUAGAGUUGAAUUUUUCCCUGUUGAAUGGCGAUCUUCAUUAAAACUUGAUGGAGAUAUUGUAGAAGCCAUUACACCUUACAGUGUACUAAGUAUACGACAUUUAUUAAAUACAUCAGCGAUGGAUAUACUUUAUUAUACAAGUCCUCUUUACGGUGGAGAAGUAAGAGCAGGAUUACAAAAAGAAUUAAAUAGACUAUAUUUUAUGUUUGCAAGUCGACAUCCAGGUUGGAAAGGAAAAGUUUCAAUCUUAGCACAUUCUUUAGGAUGUGUAAUUGUUUAUGAUAUUGUCACAGGUUGGAUGGGUCCAGACACAAGACCCCCAUCCCCAGAAACGCAAGAAGUUCUAUUGCAACGAUUACAAUUUCCAAUUGAAAAUUUAUUUUGUUUGGGUUCUCCAUUAUCUGUAUUCCUUGCAUUACGUACCCGUUCUCCUUCAAAUAAAACUGAUGUGAUGCCUCAAGGUUUAUGCAAAAGAUUUUACAAUAUAUUUCACUGGUCUGAUCCUGUAGCUUACAGAAUGGAACCACUUUUGGAGAGAGGUUAUAGCAAAAUAGAACCAGUUCUUAUACCACCUUACGGAGGAGUUGAUGGUCAACAGAUGGAACAAUCUCCUCCAUCAAUAAGUGGUGCUGAUCAAACUUUUUCCCCUGCAGAAACUGACGAAAGAGAGGAAAGUCCGGAUAUGUCUAAUCGUACUUCAGAUAAAGGUUGGAGUCUAUGGGGUUUAGUGCGUGCUGGUUGGAAUGCUAAAGAAGAUGCAUCUACUCCGCUUCAACCAGGUCAAGAAUUAUCACAACGGUUAGAUUAUGUACUUCGAGCAAGUUUGGGACGAAAUUAUCUAUACACGGUAGCAGCACAUACAACAUAUUGGAGUAACUAUGAUGUAGCCUAUUUUGUGUUAACAAGACUUUUUCCAACAUUAGAAACGUGAUGUUUAUCUGCACAUCUAGUAUGGUAUUCAAAUAGAUUUUACUAAAAUUUACUAGUCCAUUGUAGGCCUCAGGGUCUAACUUUGACAGUAGGCCUACUAAAACAAUCUGUGAUAAUGAAAAAUCGAUACAAUAAUAUUAUAAAUUUAAUCUAAAUUAAGCAUGCUAUAUUGCUCAUAUAAUUUAAAAUUAAUAUAAUCGAAAUUUACGAUAAAAACGUAUAUGUUCUUUCAUACACUUAAUAAGAUAUCCACAUUCGUUACAUUAAAAUAAUUACUUAAUUCAUGACUUAAUUUAGUACUUUACAUUUUUUGUUAAAUGUGGUACACAUGUUUUAUGCAAAAUGUUUAUUUUAAUGUACAAAAAAUUAAUAUAUUAACAUGUUAUGUAUUUAUAACAUAAGAGCUGUUCUGUACAAUAUGUUUUAUAUUAUUGGAAACUUGUUAUUUCUUGUCUCUGUUAUGUGUUAAAAUGUAAGAAUUAACUUUUCGCUACAAUUGUUCUAUAAAAAAUGCUACAAAUAUUCUAGUAAUGAUCACUUAGUAAUUAAAAAUUCACAUUACAACACAAAUUUAUUAUAUUAUUAUUAUAUAUUCAACAGUACAGAUACUAUCAAAAUAUUUUACUUGCAUAAACAGUAUAGAAAUGUAAUUCCCCACCAGUCUUUGUAAGACCGGGGGAAUAUUUCAGGAUGACUUUAAACAUUUUGUUACAUAUAUACUGAUAUCUUUUAAAUUCUAAAAGAAAUCAGAUAUAUUUAUAUAAGUAUUAAUACCCACACUACAUAUGAUUAUAAAGUAUAAGAGUGGGACAACUACUUUCAGUUAAAAAUUUAAAAUAGUAAUUUUAUUAUUUUGAUCUUGAACUAAUAACGAAAAAUUAAGAUCAUGUCAAUGUCUUUUUUAAGUAUCUAAUGUGAAAUGAAACUUAACAUAAUCAGAAAAAUCGCAUUAAUAUACACCUAGCUCUCGAUUUACACGAAAUAUCAGUUUCUCAAAAUAUCGUGUAAAUUGAAAACAAACCAAAAUGUGGAUAAUUUAAUCAGUUACAUAUUUAAUUAAAUUCAUUUAUUUCAACAUAAAAUAAAAAUAAAAUACCAUGAAAAACAAAAAUAUCAGUUAAUUUAUGAAAUGACAAAUAUAUAAAGUUGUAAGUACCAUUCGCCUCUCACGUUAGUGCCAUUGGCCUGUGGUUUAAAAGUACACAGGAGCAAGGGGACUUCCACUUACGACGCUUGGGCCUUGACGCGCGUUAAUAAUGGCCGUGCGUCGACGACUGAGCAUUGUGAGUGGAAGCGUCCCCUUGCCUCUGUGUACGGUUAAGCCUCAGGCCGACAGCACUUACGUAAAAAGCGAAUAGUACAUAAUUCUUUUUAUAAAAACGAGAAAUAUAAAAUCUAUAAAAAUGAAAUCAAAAGUUGAAUCAAGAAACCAAGCCCACACAAUUUUAAAUAAAUUAUAAAAAUGCUACAAAGUCUAUAAUUGUUUAUUACUAACCAGUAAAUAUGACGUUUUAAAAAAUUUUGAUUAGAAAAAGCACAACGAUGCACACCUUUCUGCUACUAAAGAUUUACUGAACUUUACUACUCUAAUUUACAUGAAUGGUUCUUGUGUGUAUACAAAAAGGGAAAUUCUUUUUUUUCGAUUUAAUGGCAGUGUUACCAAUCGAAUGAAAUUAGAAAUUUACUAUAGAAACAUAUGUGCAGUAAAACGUUUAUUUCUAACAUUUUUUUUUAAUUUAUUAUUUUGAAAACCGUGUACUUAAAUCGGGAGAUAGGUGUAUUCGAAAUAUUUUUUUAAAGAUAAUUUCACUUUUGAUACGUUGAGUUCAAACAAUUUUCUGACAUUAGAAGAAUUUGAAAUGGUGUCUGAACUCUUAGUGUUUGAAACACAAGGAGCGCACAGUAUGGGAGUCUUACAAAUAUUAUUUUGUAAAACAAAGUAAUGUUGAUCUUAGUUUCGUUAAAUCUUUUCAACUGCUUCUAUUAAGAUAAAUAAACAUUGAAUGACAACUGUUUUAACAUUUACAUUUGAAUACUUUUAAGUUACACUUGUAAUAAUGUGUGCUAUUGAUCUGAAGGAGUGCAAUGAUAGAUUGAAUGAACUUGUUGUGUGCUGUUAUGCUGAUAAAAAGAGAAUAUAGCAGUAUAAUUAUCUACUUCGACCAAGCUUUUUAUAGUGAAUUUAAAACAAAAAUAAGUGAAAAUAUAUAAGCAUUUUUGUGCAUACGUAUUGUUUAGAAAAUAUGUACUGUUAAAAUUUUGAUAUAUCAAUGACUCAUCUUUAAAGUUAAUGUACAUUUCUGCAAUAAUCUUUUUCAUUUAAAUAGCAUUUUCUAGAAUAAUAAUACAGCAUAAUUAUUAUAUAAUAAUGUUACAGGGUUUGGUUUCUUAUAAAAUAUAAUGUAAAAACUAUCUUUCUACAAAUUUAUAAACAGUAAAUUUAGUAGAUGUGUUUUAUUGAGAAAAUAUAAAUAGGUUUUGUAGGUGAAAUUAUCCAUCUAUGAAUAAAAAAUAAAUUAAGAAUUUAUAUAAAUUGUUAUAGCCAAUGGUAAUGAAAAAAAUGCUAUUUAAAGGACAAAAAUAUUAUUAUUAUUAUGUAAAAUAAUAAAUUUUUAAAAUAAACAUAUGUUAAUUUACUUGUUUUUAAAUUCAUCACAAAAAAUUUAGUUGAAAUUGAUGAUCUAAUUGCUGUGUGCUCUCGUUACAAGUUUAUUUUUACACACCAAUUUCACUCUAACACUAAAAUUAAUAAUUAAUAAUUCUUGUAUUAAUUUAGGUGCUACACGUUACAAAGUAGUAUACAAUUUUCAAUUAUAAUAAAAACUUUUGGCAUCUUUUACAUAACAAGUGUAUUUGAAAUUCUUGCAAUCCAUACCUUUAUAUGCUAUAAUCAAGUACUGUUAGAUUGAAUGACUUAAUGAAUGAACCAUGUAUAAAGUUUCCAUUCCUGGAAAUUGUGUAGGUAUAAAAUUGUAAUGUUCACGUUUGGCGAAAUAUUUUGAAUCGCAACGUAUUAAUCGAUUACUAAAAGGGUCGGUUAUGAACAUUUGUUUAAUACAUGUGUAACUAAAAUAAGUAUAAUUGAAAGUUAUCCAAAUAAUAUUAUGUUUAAUCUUAUUUAUAUUAUAAAUAUUUUACUAAUUCGUUAGCAAAAACUUUAUAAAAGUAUAAUAAAAAAUAAAGAAAUUUUUAUAUUGCAAUAGUAGUUAAAUAUGUUAUCGACACCGUCUUGUGAUUUUUUUAAUUUGAUGGGUUCAUUAUUAAUAUUGUUUGAUUUAUUUUUUAUGAUUCUUAUUUCCUAUACUCAUUGAAUAGUUUGUACAGAGCAGAAUUUGUUUCACCAAUAGAAAUAGAUUGAUAUUUGAUCACCAGUUCAACAACUUUCAAUUGUUAUGAAAUUUUAAAAAUUUUGGUCAAUUAAUUUCUAUUUUCAUAAUUAUAAUCAUUCAAUUGAUAUUUUUUUCUUUUUAACAAGCCCUCACAAAUUUAUGAUAUAUUAUUUCUUCUUAUAAUUACACUUCAUUGAAUUUAUUAUAAUCAUAUCACUGUUUCUAUUACAUUAUGGGGUUUUCACGU